Messenger RNA from Strongylus vulgaris, 303 nucleotides. The record is from the annotation of a GenBank genome assembly. Lineage: Eukaryota; Metazoa; Nematoda; Chromadorea; Rhabditida; Strongylidae.
AUGAAGCUGCCUAGUGAUAAAAUCGAAACGGUAGAUGGUGAUGAGGAGGACGAUGAUGAGGAUGUAGAUGACGAGGAGGUGCAUGAUGAGUCUUCAGAAGGCGAAGGAGAUGCAUCAGAAGAAAUCGAAACUGUAGAUGGUGAUGAGGAGGACGAUGAUGAGGAUGUAGAUGACGAGGAGGUGCAUGAUGAGUCUUCAGAAGGCGAAGGAGACGCAUCAGAAGGUGAAGGUGAUGACGAUGAGGGAGAUUCUGGCGAGGAAGAAGAUGGAGAUGACGCCGAAGGCGGCGAGGAGAGUGAUUAA